Haplochromis burtoni (Burton's mouthbrooder) is the source of this 14111-nucleotide messenger RNA. RefSeq names its product sodium channel protein type 4 subunit alpha. Gene Ontology annotation, cellular component: axon; voltage-gated sodium channel complex; plasma membrane. Gene Ontology annotation, biological process: membrane depolarization during action potential; sodium ion transmembrane transport; neuronal action potential. The record is from RefSeq and is a predicted model, not a curated record. Gene Ontology annotation, molecular function: protein binding; voltage-gated sodium channel activity. Lineage: Eukaryota; Metazoa; Chordata; Actinopteri; Cichliformes; Cichlidae. Bases 704 to 6679 code for a protein of 1991 amino acids. The transcript has 32 exons.
CUCUCUCAGUGCUUGGGGGCAAUCAAGCGGCGGGGAUGAUGGGAGUCCGGCCGGUCAGCCCUGCCAGCCUACCGACGCACCUAAACGCAGCCCAGCACUCCGCUGUGACGGCUCAACUUCUCUGUGUUCCUCCUCCCAGAAUCUACCCAGAGAAACAGUAAAACCAGCAGCUGGAGCCCACGCGGGACUUUAUUGGAAGCGCGCGCUCCUUUGCUUUUUAAUGAUCACACCUGAAAAGGAUAAAAUUCUUUUUCUGUUUUUAAAAUCUGCUUUCGUGAUUGGGACCAGGGCUCCUUUCAGGAUUAAAGGGGAGCAGAUGAAGAGCUAAAGCCGCUCCAGGAGAAUUAAGAAGUUGGGGAGAUGCUGGAGGAAGCGGAGCAGGCGGAGUGAGGGAGCCCGGUGCGCACUUUCUCCUCCCCGGCUGGACUGAAGCGCUACAGUCCGCUCCUCUUUGCGCUGCUGGAGGCGCGCGCAGGGGACACUUGCUCAUUCAUCUCAGCUACAUCAUCACUUUCCCUGGAUUAACAAAACAAGCGAAGAAGAGCUCAGAGAUUUCACUCCACGCACUCCGCGGAGUUUUCCUGUGUGGAUGGGGUUCGAGCGGCGCGGCGGGGAUGGUGUGAAAUAAAGCAGCAGUUUUUUAAACGCAGGAGUUUCACAUCUGGUAUACUGGGCCAGUCAGCAGCAGGAUCAGGAUGAGAAGAUGGCUGGCUGUGUGUUUCCAAUGGGACCAGAGAGCUUUCAGCGCUUCACGCCGGACUCCCUGGCGGCCAUCGAGCAGCGCAUCGCCCAGGAGGAGGCCCGACGCAACAAACACUACCAGGAGGACCUGGGCGACGUGGAGCUCCCCCGGCCCCGGGCUGAUCUGGAGGCAGGAAAACAGCUGCCACGCAUCUUCGCUGACAUCCCAUCUCAUCUGGUGGGCGUUCCACUGGAAGACAUCGACCCAUACUACUUCAAAGACAAGAGGACGUUCAUAGUCCUGAACAAAGGGAAGGCCAUCUUCCGUUUCAGUGCCACAUCCGCCCUCUACAUCUUCAGCCCCUUCCACCCUAUCCGGAGACUCGCCAUCAAGAUCCUCGUGCACUCGUUAUUCAGCUUGUUCAUCAUGUGCACCAUCCUGACAAACUGUUGCUUCAUGGCCAUGUCCGAGCCGGAGUACUGGGCCAAAUACCUGGAGUACACCUUCACAGGUAUCUACACGUUUGAGUCUCUCAUUAAGAUCCUGGCCAGAGGUUUCUGUGUGGGACCGUUCACCUUCCUGAGGGACCCCUGGAACUGGCUCGACUUCAGCGUCAUUGUCAUGGCGCUGUUAACAGAGUUUAUCAAAGUAGGGAACCUGCAGGCGCUGAGAACCUUUAGAGUGCUGAGAGCCCUGAAAACUAUCUCGGUCAUCCCAGGACUGAAGACCAUCGUUGGGGCUUUAAUCCAGUCGGUGAAGAAGCUCGCUGACGUGAUGAUCCUCACGGUCUUCUGCCUCAGUGUCUUUGCACUUAUUGGCCUGCAGCUCUUCAUGGGAAAUUUGCGGCAGAAGUGUGUGCGGAGCACGGCACACUGCUUCAAUGACACCUUGCCAGCCAACACCUCCUUCUACUGCAACAACAAGACCUGGGCCUCAAUCAAAGACUUCACCGAAGAUGAAGACAACUUCUACAAGGUGGAGGGAGCCAAGGAUGCCUUAAUCUGUGGGAACAGCAGCGACGCAGGAAAGUGUCCAGACGGGUUUGUCUGUCUGAAGGCAGGAAGAAACCCCAACUAUGGCUACACCAGCUUUGACACCUUUGGGUGGGCCUUUCUGUCCCUGUUUCGUCUGAUGACGCAAGACUACUGGGAAAACCUCUACCACCAGACGCUGCGUUCGGCCGGUAAGACCUACAUGGUGUUUUUCGUGGUGGUGAUUUUCCUGGGCUCCUUCUACCUGGUCAACCUCAUCUUGGCCGUCGUCGCCAUGGCGUACGAGGAGCAGAACCAGGCGACCAUCGCCGAGGCCUGCCAGAAAGAGCGGGAGUUUCAGCAAGCUAUGGAGAUACUGAAGAAAGAGCAACAGGGUGCCACCCAAAAAGCUACCGACUCUGACUCGUUGAUGUCACCAGACCUCUCUCCUUUCGGCCAACCAAUGGACAGCUUUGAGGAGCGAAGGCGGAGCCAGGCGCUAAUGGGCGUGGGGGACGUGGAGGCGAACCUAUCUGAGGAGAAGCUUCUGCAGGUGGACUUGACUGAUGGUGGAAAGCCGCUCCACCCACUCCUCGCACGCUCCUUUUCCACAAGGACGCGGAGAAGCAGUCAGGUCUCCUCCAUCUUCAACUUCCGACUGAGGAGCCGAGGGUCGGAGGGAGAGAUGGCCGAUGAUGAGUACAGCGUACCGGGCGACGUGGUGGAGGGCGUCGGUAGUCGAACCUACAGCGGAGGAACCUUCAGCGGCAUCCUGCCCCAACCGUGGCCCAAACGGAGGCCGAGCACCUACAGCACGGCCAGCCGGAGCUCCCAGGUUUUUUAUCCGACUCUAAACAUCAACGGGAAGCUGUUUGUUGCCAUGGACCAGAACGGGGUUUCCCCACCGCCACUGCAGGGGCAGCUGCCUGCUUGCACCAUGGAGAAGGUCAAGGAGGAGAGUGUUCCCACGUCCACCACAGAGCUCAGCACGAUGCUACUUCCUCGGCCUUCGUCCAUGCAGGACUCGGAGCGCAGGGGCAGGGCAAUGAGUGCUGCCAGCUACCUCACCGACGUCAUGGAAGAACUGGAGGAAUCCCAUAAGAAGUGUCACCCCUGCUGGUACACGUUUGCCCACCAUUACCUGGUUUGGGAGUGCUGCCCUAUGUGGCUUAAGGUGAAGCAGCUGGUGAAGAUCAUGGUGAUGGACCCCUUCCUGGACCUCGCCAUCACCGUCUGCAUCGUCCUCAACACGCUCUUCAUGGCCAUGGAGCACUACCCUAUGACUGAUGAGUUCAAUGGCAUGCUCACCAUCGGGAACCUGGUGUUCUCCGGGAUCUUCACAGCAGAGAUGGUGUUGAAGAUCAUCGCUCUGGAUCCAUACUACUACUUCCAGACGGGCUGGAACAUCUUCGACAGCAUCAUUGUCUGCCUCAGCCUCAUGGAGCUCGGCCUGUCCGAUGUGGAGGGGCUCAGCGUGUUGCGCUCCUUCAGGCUGCUUCGUGUUUUUAAGCUUGCUCGCUCAUGGCCAACUCUCAACACGCUGAUAAAGAUCAUCGGGAACUCUAUGGGCGCUCUGGGCAACCUGACGCUCGUCCUCGCCAUCAUCGUCUUCAUCUUUGCCGUGGUCGGCAUGCAACUGUUUGGGAAAAACUACCAGGAAUGUGUGUGUAAGAUCUCCAAGGACUGCACUCUUCCUCGUUGGCACAUGAAGGACUUCUUCCACUCGUUCCUCAUCGUCUUCAGGGUGCUGUGCGGCGAGUGGAUAGAGACCAUGUGGGACUGCAUGGAGGUCGCAGGGCAGCCGCUCUGCAUCCUCGUCUUCAUGCUGGUCAUGGUCAUCGGAAACCUGGUGCUGUUGAACCUCUUCCUGGCUCUGCUCCUCAGCAGUUUCAGCUCUGACAACCUCUCGGCUCCAGACGACGACGGGGAGAUGAACAACCUGCAUAUCGCUAUUCACAGGAUCACCCGGGGCCUGGCCUGGUGCCGCAGACAGGUGGUGGAUUUUUUUAAUGGGAACCUGAAGCGUCGUCGUCAGAAGCGAAAGGAGGCCAAAGCCAUGAUGAAGCUGAAACGCCUCAGUACCAUCCACACGGAGGCCAACGGUGCUGUCAUAGGGCGUCACGUGGAGAAGUACGUGGUGCCGGAGGAUGACAGCUACAUGACGAAUCCCAACCUGACCAUCAGCGUCCCCAUCGCCCCCGGAGAGUCGGACGUAGAGUUCCCAGAGGAGGAAGAGGAUGGGGAGGGAGAGGAGGAGCAGACUGAGGGUUCUGAGGAAGAAGAGGAGGAGGAGAGGGAGGAGCCGAAAGACGACAUCAGCCUAUCAGAGGGCAGCACGGUGGACCUGAGGAAGCCUGGAGAAGAAGAGGAUGAGUACUCAGAGAUGGCUGAAGAGGCGAUGGACCCUGACAACUGUUUCCCAGAUAUGUGCGUGGCCAGGUUUCAGUGCUGCGACAUCGACACCACCGUAGGUCUCGGACAGAUGUGGUGGAGGACGAGGAAGACCUGUUACCAGAUUGUAGAGCACAGCUGGUUCGAGACCUUCAUCAUCUUCAUGAUCCUCCUCAGCUCCGGAGCGCUGGCUUUUGAGGACAUCUACAUCGAGCAGAGGAGGGUGAUCAAAGUGGUGCUAGAGUACGCCGACAAGAUCUUCACCUACAUUUUCAUCCUGGAGAUGAUGCUCAAGUGGCUCGCCUACGGCUUCAAAAAGUACUUCACCAACUACUGGUGCUGGCUGGACUUCCUCAUCGUUGAUGUCUCAUUGGUCAGUUUGGUAGCCAACACAUUGGGUUAUUCAGACUUAGCAGCCAUCAAAUCCCUGCGGACGCUGCGGGCCCUGCGGCCCCUCAGAGCCCUCUCCAGAUUUGAAGGCAUGAGGGUGGUGGUCAACGCUCUGAUCGGCGCGAUUCCCUCCAUCAUGAACGUGCUGCUGGUCUGUCUCAUCUUCUGGCUCAUCUUCAGCAUCAUGGGCGUCAACCUUUUUGCCGGGAAGUUUGGCCGCUGCGUCAACAGCACGGGCCAAGUCUACGACGCUUCUGCAAUCACCAAUAAGUCGCAGUGCGAGACCCACAACGACACCUCGACGCACUACUGGAGCAAAGUCAAGGUCAACUUUGACAACGUGGGUGCCGGGUACCUGGCCCUGCUACAAGUGGCAACGUUCAAAGGCUGGAUGGAUAUCAUGUACGCAGCGGUGGACUCGAGAGCUGUGGAGGAGCAGCCUAUCAAGGAGAUCAAUCUGUACAUGUACCUGUACUUUGUCAUCUUCAUCAUCUUCGGCUCCUUCUUCACCCUCAACCUGUUCAUCGGUGUCAUCAUCGACAACUUCAACCAGCAGAAGAGAAAGUUAGGAGGACAGGACAUCUUCAUGACCGAGGAGCAGAAGAAGUAUUACAACGCCAUGAAGAAACUCGGCUCCAAAAAACCUCAGAAGCCCAUUCCCAGACCGAUGAACGCUCUGCAGGGCUUCUUCUUCGACCUGGUUGGGAAGCAAGCGUUCGACAUCAUCAUCAUGGUGCUGAUCCUCUUCAACAUGAUCACCAUGAUGGUGGAGACGGACGAGCAGCCGCCUCAGAUGGAGAAGAUCCUGAACAACAUCAACCUGGCCUUUAUCAUCAUCUUCACUGCCGAGUGCCUGAUCAAGAUCAUGGCGCUGCGUUGCUACUUCUUCACCGUUGGCUGGAACAUCUUCGACUUCGUGGUGGUCAUUCUCUCCAUCGUGGGGAUCGUGCUUGCUGAUAUCAUUGAAAAGUACUUUGUGUCACCCACACUGUUCAGAGUGAUCCGACUGGCUCGUAUUGGACGAAUUCUGCGCCUCAUCAGAGGCGCUAAAGGAAUCCGGACGUUACUGUUUGCCCUCAUGAUGUCCCUUCCUGCUCUCUUUAACAUUGGACUUCUCCUGUUCCUUGUCAUGUUCAUCUACGCCAUCUUUGGUAUGGCCAACUUUGCCUACGUGAAACGGCAGGGGGGGAUCGAUGACAUGUUUAACUUUGAGACGUUUGGGAACAGCAUGAUCUGCUUGUUUCAGAUCACCACCUCUGCAGGAUGGGACAGCCUUCUCAGUCCCAUUCUCAACAACUCCCCUGAGGAGUGCGAUGCCAACAUCCCCCACACUGGCACCACCGUCAGGGGGAACUGUGGGAACCCAUCAGUGGGCAUCACCUUCUUUGUCACCUACAUUAUCAUCUCCUUUCUGAUUGUGGUAAACAUGUAUAUCGCCAUCAUCCUGGAGAACUUCAGUGUUGCCACUGAGGAAAGCACUGAACCCCUCAGCGAAGACGACUUCGAGAUGUUCUACGAGGUCUGGGAGAAGUUCGACCCGGAGGCCACGCAGUUUAUCGAGUACUCCAAGCUGUCCGACUUUGCUGACUCGCUGCUAGAGCCGCUGCGCAUCGCCAAGCCUAACAAGAUCAAACUGAUCUCCAUGGACCUGCCCAUGGUCAGUGGAGACAAAAUCCACUGCCUGGACAUCCUGUUUGCCUUUACCAAGCGUGUCCUGGGCGAGUCAGGAGAGAUGGAUGCCCUCAAGCAGCAGAUGGAGGAGAAGUUCAUGAUGGCGAACCCGUCCAAGAUCUCUUAUGAACCCAUCACUACAACUUUGAGGCGCAAGCAGGAAGAAGUCUCCGCCACCAUCAUCCAGAGGUGUUACCGCAGACACCUUGUGAGGCGACAGCUGAAAGCCGCCUCCUACAUGUACCGCCAGAUCACCACACCUCGGCAUGCAGGAGGUGAAGGUGAACAAGGAGGUGAAGUAGUGUUUGGGGAGGAUGCGCCUGAGAAAGAAGGGCUGAUUGCUACCAUGAUGAGGGAAAACUACGGCUCAAGCAUGUUAGGGAUCGAGCGCUCAGAGACGAUUUCCUCCACCUCAUCUCCACCUUCAUAUGACAGCGUAACACGGGCCACAUCCGAGAUCUUUCAACCGCUCGCUGUCAAGACAGAAACUGUUGCCGACACUGCGGGCAGCGAACAAAGUGAACAAUCACAGUCAGAAAUCACCCAUGACAGACAGCAGGAAACGACGCCAUAGCAGGAACAGAAAAGCAAAAAAAUAAUUAACAAAUGAGGAUUUUCUCAUUUGAGGUUGGCCUGUUUAUUCUUUUGUUUACUGAAUGUACCAUAGCUGAGAACGCUGAAGCGGCAGCAGAAAGAAGCUAUGAAGAACUACGAGGAGCCUGCAACAUGGAAGAAUUACUACCUUUAAUGUCAUUUCCUGUUCCCUGGAGAAAGUGUUUUGGGAGUUUCCUGAAGGGAAGCAAAGCAACUGCAAAACAGAGAGGGUAACCCUGUCUGUCAGGUCAACUCUGCCUUUGUUGGAGUAAUAGACAGUAAAGGAAAACCUACUCUUGGGUCAACCAGAACCGGGAGUUUAGAACAAUGACCUUUCACCAAAGCUACAGGUGGUCAGAGGGGGCAGAGCAACUAUAUCACAAAUGUAUCCAUCAUUUUUUGGCCUGGGGAGUUUGUGCCUUCCCACAGUUGAUCAAUAUUCUCAGAGUAUGUUUGGUUGUAAGAGUGACGGCGGUGUUUCUCAACACGUUAAGGGUCGAUGGCGUUCUGACUGACACUCGAGAGAGGAGGGAAAAUAAUGACAACGUGAUUUCAAAACAAUGUUUUCGUAGUAAAAGUACGUUGUUGAUGUUACCAGUCUUUUAAUAGCGGUACAAUUAUUACUAUUUUUUAUAUUUUUUAGAGUAAGUUGAAGAAAACCAGUUAGCGGUCUCUCUUUUGACUUCGGAGUGGCACUAACUAUGAAAAAGUGGCUGAACUACUAUGUUGUAAUAGAUGAGAGGAGAAGGUGCGGUCAGGAAAAAAAUUUUCUCAAAAACCUGAAUCUUCAUCUGUUUUUGUUGGCAGUUUUGCACUUUUUGAGUUUACACCUGCUCUCGCUUUACCGCACCUGGGCGAAGGCACAGUGUAGAAGAGCCUGGGAUUUCAUUAUUUUUCUUCUCAAAACCUUUUGCGAUAACACCAAAAAAAUGACACAAGUGCACAAUGAGAUUUUCUACACGGUCUCAAACUCUUCUAACACGCAUCUUUGCCCAGUGGUGGACGCCCUCAUACUCGGCAGUUUCUUGGCUUGUGGGUGAUUUGUCUAAAAGUCAUGUUAGAUAUUCCGGCUUCACUUCCCUAUAACAUGAAGCAGAAGAGUCCUAUUUCACUGUCACCACACUGAGUGGGGAGAAAAAUGAAGCUUACUGGCUUUCAUUGAUUAAGGAUGCAUGAUUUAGGAAUAAGUUUUAUGGAAUGCUUUGAAAAACACCUGCCUGGGUGGAAGGAAAAUAAGAGGCUUGUCAACUGUAGUGUUAUUCUCCUAUGCCAAAAAUAGUCAAGACUGCAGGUGAAUUUACUCUUUUUUUUAUAUUAUUCAGUUUAGUAAAAGCAUCAGACUGCUGGUUUAACACCAGCCUAGCACAAAUUCAAAAUAGGUUUAAGCAUGCAGCAAACCACCAGUCUUUGCUUUUUAACAACUGAACAAAGACAUGUGAUAAUAAUAAUGAUGAUGGUAAUAAUAAUAAUAGUCGUAGAUUUUAUAUAGCUUUUUCCUAACAAUGUUACAAAGCGCUUCAUAGAAAGAAUCAAAAAGCAAAAUAAAAACAUCAGAACAAAGAGGUUAAAAAAACCUACAAAAAUGACCACAGCUCAGAAGUAAAAGAUCAAUUCAAAAGGAAGCAAGACAGCAAUAACAAGCGCAGAACACUGAGAUUCAUGCAGGACACCUGUUAGCCUAUUUUAAUGCCAUGAAUGCCUCCUUUCAUUUUUUUUUCUUUUCCUAAGAGCAUUUGAUGUCUCUGUACAAACUGAACAUUGUCAACUUUUAUGACAAAUCACCCGCUGUCAUUCAGCAUCUGUCUGGUCUGAGUUCGGCUCGGCACAAACCGGCUUUAAGGUCCUGGUGGUGUCAGCCAGCUCUGACUACAGAGCGACAAUCAGCUCAGCACAUCUGCAUCAGGAUUUCUCCCCAUUUGGUUUCAUGAAAAGCUUAAAAGGCCACGCUGACUCUCGUGUUUGACCAUCACCAGUGUCCUGGAACAACCUUAUCUUGAAAACUCAACAGCAAUAUGGCAACGUUGAAGAAACCAGAGACAGCACAAAAGGCAAUGAAACUCUGUUACUUUGCCAAAGUUUUAGUAUUUUGUUCCUGACUAGCUGUCAGUGUGACAGAAGUAUGAAUACUCUUGGUACUGUCAAUGAAUAACGCAAGAGGUCACACGCCUCCCUGCGGAGAUACAUUUCAUGUAAAUGAGGCUCAGUAAUUCACACACAUUUUGCUUCCCAUUAACCAAAUUUUAUCAGAAUUUGGUUGCAAUUCAGUCAGAGAUCCAGAAGGGGGCGCUGGCAAGACUGUCUUUAGUGAAAAAGGGUGAAUGGAGCUAAACAGCUAAGUUAAUGACUUCCACCUGCUUCUAUUCAAAAACAUCUAUAUUACUUUUCAUAAAUCCAGCAUCAACAGCACGUCUGAAAUUAAUCAAAACAACACUUAUGUUCGGUUUUUCUCACAGUUAAGCCGGUUUUGCACAUUAAACACUAGCAUGCUGCUAAUGGGUGCUGAUUACUUAAGCAAUUGGGAUGGAACGUCCUCCCGCCAUGGCAGCAGAAACCCCGUCAGAAGUUCCUAUGUGGUGAAGUUGUGAAUCUCUAAUAAUCACAGGGAGAUUCUACUACAAUAGAAACCUGUAAAAAAAAAAUCGAACUCCACUCAUUGUCUUGAGCCCUUCUACCGAAAAAAACAUGCAAACUUCGGGAAGAACGUUUUUUCCUCGAAAAUUUUAAAUUUUUGUUUUACUGCCCAGUUCACUCUGGAUGAGCUCAACACCGCCCCCUAUGGAGCUAGAAGACCACAGAGCUCUCUGUGGUGCUGGACGUUCAGCUGCCAAAAUAUAUGAACUAUUUACAGCUUCAGAUUAAUCCAUAAACCACAAAUAACAUCUUUCAUUUUUUUUAUCCCAGUUGUUCAAUGAUUAUACAUUUCGGGUUUAUCCAGGACACUGAAAUUUUAUCUCCAAAUGAAGCAUUUCAUUUCAGUGUGAGGAGAUAAAUUGGUGAAUUCUGACUCCUACGUGGAGAAUUUAUAGCUUUAGUUUUUACUGAAAAUAUCAAACAGUUCAAAAUGAACCUUCUGUGGUGAAAUAGGUGUGCCCAUUUUUCUAGGUGCAGAUUUUAUAUUCAGCACAUUGAAGACUUUGCUGAUGUCAUUUUUUCCCCCCAAUGAUUGAAAAAUCAACUCUUCAAAACCAAAACACCGCUUCAUUUAUUUAUUUAUUUAUUCAUCCUCUUUUUGGGAAGAUUUUCAGGUCAAUUGCUUUAUUUUUAUUUUAUUUAUCUUUUUUAUGAUAAUUAUUUUUGCAUUUUGGCUGGAGGAGGAGAGGAGGUCGAGCGAGACGGCUCUUUAUCUAUUUUGCACAGAGAAACAAAAAAAAAAAACUAACAAAACAAACAAACCGCGUCAAGCAAUAACGGUUUGCAGAUACCUUUUAACUGAAUUCUUGAGUAACGCUUGACUUCACAGAUGCUUUUUCUCACUGAAUGUGUCUGUGGAUUAAAGGGAAAAAUCCCACACUAACACUUUGAGCAUUUGGUGGAAUAUGAUUAGCCGGAUGCAGCACUGAUGGCGUUACUGUGGACUUACAGACACACGGGUCCAUACAGUGGCACGAAGCCGACGUGAAGCAGCGUUACCGCUUGUUUUUAUUAAGACGAAGUGUCAAAGUGUGCGUGUACAGCAUUUGUUCAGUCUGCUUCAAUAUUUCAAACAACCUCUCUCUCUGUCUCUGUCGUUGUGGUCACCCGAGGGAUCUUUACUAAACGCUUUCCUAGACUAAUUUUAAAAAGGAAAAAAAGUAGAAAAAAAUUUUACUGGCACCGUCUGGACUCUAUUUCUACUAGAUUCUAUUGAGAAUAGAUAACGAUAUAAACUAGGUAAAUACUAAUACACUGCUGAACUGUGCUGCGAGGCGUAUUUAAUAAUAAUAAUAAUAUUUCAGGUUGCAGUUGUGCUGAAGGGCUGUUUUCAGUAGCAAUAGACCCAGAGUGUGCCUGCUACACAUGAACCCCAUCACUCCAAGCCAUGCUUUACCAUUGGUUGAUUGAUAAUAUGCUUGACUGAUUGAUGAGCCAGUUGAUUUUUCUGAUUUCUUGACUGGUUUCAUGUUUGGUUGGUUGAUGAAUUGAUUCUUAUGGUUUUUGAUCAUUAACACAGUCUCCACAGUCCCCUCCCCUCCAUCACUGCUGUGACUCUUCCUCAUAACCUAUCGAACAAACAGCACAGAGAGCUAACAGGCUGACGUCACUUUUAACUGUCAAAAAGGUCCAGAUUCACUAACGUCUGCAGGGAAAAGGGUGCAGUGUUGUCAGGAGAGCACAUGCUGGCAUGUAAUUCCAUACUGAGAUGUUAAAAUGGAGACAGCUGAAUAAGAAAACAUCCAGCUGUUUAAUUCCCAUAAACUGCAUAUAAAAGAUGAACAUAGCUACCAUGAAAUCCCUUACUGGCUUGCCAACUCUCAUUUUUCAAGUUUCAAGCAGGAAGGCUUGUCCAUCUUAGGUUUUUGAAAUGUCUUGAGGCAGGCAAGCAGGAUUAGGCCCUCACUAACCUGUAUGCUGAUCUGACUGUUUCACUCUAAUAGGGCCACAGUUUUCUAAAUGAACACCAUGUUUUGUUCAAUAAGCGACUGAGAGAAAUAAAUUCAUCAGGAAACUUUUAAGCAGUUUAAGUUGCCGCACCCUGUGACUGCUUUGGUUGCUAGCAGAUUGCUCAUAUUUUGCAUGAAAUACGUCCACUAACACUUGCAAACUACUCACAAGCAGUAAUGAAACCAAGACUGUGGGAACUUGUGGCCAUCUUCUAGAACCAAAGCAAUUGCAGUAAAGUUUUUAGUCCAGCAGCGUAUACCUCUUUGAAAUUGAGUUCACCUGGAGAUGUUGGGUGAAACUGAAAGAAUGCAAAUUUUCCUGUGGAAACCUGGCUGGUCUCCAAGCCUGACGUCUUAGGUCUCUGACAGCAAAAAUCUGGUUUUCUAACAGGACCAUCAAUUAUAAAAUGAAGAUCAUGUUUUAAUCUGUAAGGCUUGAAACUAGCGACUGUGAUCAUAAAGGAUAAGUAAACCGUUUACUGAGCUUAUAGAUCAAAUUUCCAGUAGACCUGUACACUCACUACCAAAUUUGGAACAAAGACAGCUUCACUAGAACUUUAAAAGAGGACGGUGAUUUUCUUUUAGAGCUGGCUUGAACCCUUUCAGAGGACCAGAAAGAAAAACGGACUUUCUUCAGAGUGUUUCCAGGUCAGUAAAGAUAUCAGCAAAGGGCUUUUGUAGAAAAGAACAGUCAUCAAAUUAAAGGCUCAGUUAUUGGCAUUAGUCUACUUAGAUUUCAAACAGAGAUCUGCUCAUGAACUCAAAGAUUGUUUAAAUCCUUCCAAAAUUACCUAAAGCUAUCAACACAAUGCAUGUAAAACAUGGAUACUGUGCUCGAGAGAUAUCAGAUGAAGUUGAGCUGUCUUUGUAGUGAGACAGUGUAGCCUUUAUUUAACCAGGUGAGUCACUCCAAGCAUAUUCGUAUUUACAAGGACAGCCAGGGAAUGGCAAAGCCUCAAGAGUUUACAAGAAACAUACUCUACUUGUUGCCCCUGAUCAUGGACGUUUCAGUUCAAGUUUACAAAGGUAAUUAGAAAUAGUUUAUUUAGGAUUUAGGAUUCAUCAGUAAAACAGGAGGCCCAGCUUUGAGACAAAUCCAUUUUUUAUGCUUUGAGAAGCUUCUUGAAAGCUCAAACCUCCAGGGUUUGCUACUGGAGGCAUCCUGUUAACAGCGUUGUAGUUUGUGCCAGUCUACAGCUCCAGGGUGAUAUUACUUGGUGGAUACUGCUUGGCAACCUCAUCCUGACAUAUCCAGCUCUCUCAAACUGAUAUUCAGUAUUUGCUGCAGUGGAAAAAAGAAAACUGCACAAGCUUUUGUCAGAGUGUUGCUUCAGUGAAUCUGGACCUCAGACUUUGGUUUGCACUGAGCACAAAAACACAUUCAAACACUUACUGCAAUCACUGGGACAGUUGGCUGCUCAGAAGUUUGUUCACCUGAAACAAACAAUGAAGCAAUUACAGCAGCAAAACAAAGAGCAGCUUUGUCCCUGAACAGUCUGUACAAGGGAAAGUAACAAAGCCUUCUAAAUAACCUCCAAAAUGUUUGAGCACUCAGAAUGAAAAACAGAAAAAAAUCUGUCUGCUUUAUGAUUUUUCCUGCUCUGAUAUGAUAAACUGUUCAAAGUCUGAGCAAAUUAAACACCAUCUUUGCUCCAAGCUGUGGGUCAGACCAUGUGGUGCUACUGAGGGGUUUGGAAGAGUCCAUUUUAUGAAGGGAGGGGGGUGUUUAAAACACAAACUGAGAAUCUCUGCUCCUAUUUGCCUUCUUCCCCUGUUUGAAAACCAAAAGCUGCUUCAUCAUCCUCGAAACAAAACGACAAACACCCACACGGAGGAAAUGCACAGAAAACCAGAGGUUUCAUUGUUCUCUAUUAUUGCUAUUCUUACUAUUAACUGUGUGAUAAAUGCAAUACAACAGUUGUGUAAACAGGCAGUGAGUGAUGUUCUAUCUUAUUUACAGUAUGAGGAUAAUAAAAAUGAUGCUUUUGGGGUUUUUUUAUUAUUAUUAUUUUCCCGCUGUCAGGGGUUUGGUUUUUCCAGGCAUCUUCUCACUGCUUAAACCACAGUCGUCCCAUUUACACCGUCACUGGUUUCACAGCGGGUGGCGAACUGGUUUGCAGAUUUCCAGUGUCAUAUCAGUCCCAAAGAAACCUCAUAUCUUGAGAAAGUUGCCUUUUUCUUAGGAAAGGGGGGGAGUUUGAAUAUUUCCCUUUCUGACACCUCUCGAAUCCUCUUUUAUUCCACAUGAGAAAAACAGGAACAUUUCUCUUAUUGUCACCUUUGGGAUAAAAUGAGGCCACAAAUAGUAGAAGUUGGAAAAUAUGCUUCACUAAGUUGACGAUAAGAGGUUUCAUGAUACAAGUAGUUUUAGUGCUUUCGCUGGAAAACAUUAAACUUUAUAGCUGGAGGGUUAAAACCUUGUAACUCCUGAAAUUUAAGGCUUGAAUAUAUACGGAAAUUAAGAAAUAGCAACGUAAUGAGCACAACUUUUAAAGUCCAAAUUGGAACAGUGUCCAUCACAGUUGUGUCAUUUUCUAAAAACACAAAACCCAAAAACAUAAUAAUAAGUUACAACGUUUUCCUCUGACGUCAGUGGUACUCGCCGGUGAAACCUCGGUGUAAAGGAGGCGAAAGCCGUGCCUCAGUGACCCCACCCUGGUGUUUUAGAGACAAUAAUAUUUACAAUUAUAAUUAUAAUAUGAAUAUAUAUAAAUAUAUAUAUAUACUUUUUAGUACUUUGAGUUGAAAUACUUUUUAGUAUUUUGCAAAUACAUGUCUCUGUAUAUAAAAGAAAAGCCUCCUGUAAUAAACAAGAAAAAAUUUAAUACUGAA